CGUUUUUCCCCCGCUCGGGGCUUCCGAAUAUGUUUUAUGACGGUUGAUUUUACACCAGGAGGUUUGUCUCCGAGGAAGACCCAGGGAACUGGAUAUCUAGUGAGAACUUCCUACGGCUUCCCCUGCGACUCAAGAAAAUGGGAGCUGCUGCAAAGUUGGCGUUCGCAGUCUUUCUUAUCUCCUGCUCUUCAGGUGCUAUACUUGGUAGAUCAGAAACUCAGGAGUGUCUUUUCUUUAAUGCUAAUUGGGAGAGAGAUAGAACCAAUCAGACUGGUGUUGAGCCCUGUUAUGGUGACAAAGAUAAACGGCGACAUUGUUUUGCUACCUGGAAGAAUAUUUCUGGUUCAAUUGAGAUAGUGAAACAAGGCUGUUGGCUGGAUGACAUCAACUGCUAUGACCGGACUGAUUGUAUAGAAAAAAAAGACAGCCCUGAAGUAUAUUUUUGUUGCUGUGAGGGCAAUAUGUGUAAUGAAAAGUUUUCUUAUUUUCCGGAGAUGGAAGUCACACAACCCACUUCGAAUCCAGUCACACCCAAGCCACCCUAUUACAACAUCCUGCUCUACUCCUUGGUGCCACUUAUGUUAAUUGCGGGGAUCAUCAUCUGUGCAUUUUGGGUAUACAGACAUCACAAGAUGGCCUACCCUCCUGUACUUGUUCCUACUCAACACGCCUUUCAUAUAAUGAUAGAGGACCCAGGACCACCUCCACCUUCCCCAUUACUAGGUUUGAAGCCACUGCAGUUAUUAGAAGUAAAAGCAAGAGGAAGAUUUGGUUGUGUCUGGAAAGCUCAGUUGCUCAAUGAAUAUGUGGCUGUCAAAAUAUUUCCAAUACAGGACAAGCAGUCAUGGCAGAAUGAAUAUGAAGUCUAUAGUUUACCUGGAAUGAAGCAUGAGAACAUACUGCAGUUCAUUGGUGCAGAAAAACGAGGCACCAGUGUUGAUGUGGACCUGUGGCUAAUCACAGCAUUUCAUGAAAAGGGUUCACUCUCAGACUUUCUUAAGGCUAAUGUGGUCUCUUGGAAUGAACUCUGUCAUAUUGCAGAAACCAUGGCUAGAGGAUUGGCAUAUUUACAUGAGGAUAUACCUGGCUUAAAAGAUGGCCACAAGCCUGCAAUAUCUCACAGGGACAUCAAAAGUAAAAAUGUGCUGUUGAAAAACAAUCUGACAGCUUGCAUUGCUGACUUUGGAUUGGCAUUAAAGUUUGAGGCGGGGAAGUCUGCAGGUGAUACCCAUGGACAGGUUGGUACCCGGAGGUAUAUGGCUCCAGAGGUAUUAGAGGGUGCUAUAAACUUCCAAAGAGAUGCAUUUUUGAGGAUAGAUAUGUACGCCAUGGGAUUAGUUCUGUGGGAACUGGCUUCUCGCUGUACUGCUGCAGAUGGACCUGUAGAUGAGUACAUGUUGCCAUUUGAGGAGGAAAUUGGCCAGCAUCCAUCUCUUGAAGACAUGCAGGAAGUUGUUGUGCAUAAAAAAAAGAGGCCCAUUUUAAGAGAUUAUUGGCAAAAACAUGCGGGAAUGGCGAUGCUCUGUGAAACAAUAGAAGAAUGCUGGGAUCACGAUGCAGAAGCCAGGUUAUCAGCUGGUUGUGUCGGUGAAAGAAUUACUCAGAUGCAAAGACUAACAAAUAUCAUUACCACAGAGGACAUUGUAACAGUGGUCACGAUGGUGACAAAUGUUGACUUUCCUCCGAAAGAGUCUAGUCUAUGAUGGUUGCUGCAUCUGUACACAUUGAGAAUUGGGACUCUGAACUGGAGCUGCUAAGCUAAGGAAACUGCUUACAGUUUAUUUUCUGUGUGGAAUGAGUAGGACGCCUCCUGGAAAUGCAAGAACGCUCCUUGUUGAAAACGUGGCUCUGGGAGACUUACUGCAUUGCCUGCAGCACAGACGUGAAGGACGAGAGACUAAGAGAAAAGCUGCGAAUUAUAAAGAAACUUCUGGAAAAUGUACAUGAAGAAUGUGGCCCUUUCCAGAUCAAGGGUCUUUUGGACCUGGCUAAUCAAGUGUUUGAAAACUGACAUCAGAUUUCUUAACGUCUGUCAGAAGACACUAAUUCCUUAAAUGAACUACUGCUAUUUUUUUUUAAAUCAAGAACUUUUCAUUUCAGAUUUUAAAAAGGGUAACUUUUUAUUGCAUUUGCUGUUGUUGUUUCUAUAAAUGACUAUUGUAAUGCCAAUAUGACACAGCUUGUGAAUGUUUAGUGUGCUGCUGUUCUGUGUACAUAAACAAAGUCAUCAAAGUGGGGUACAGUAAAGAGGCUUCCAAGCAUUACUUUAACCUCCCUCAACAAGGUAUACCUCAGUUCCACGGUUGCUAAAUUAUAUAAUUGAAAACACUAACAAAAUUUGAAUAAUAAAUCAAUCCAUGUUUUAUAACAAGGUAUUACAAAUUCACUGUGUUAUUUAAGAAAAAAGGUAAGCUAUGCUUAGUGCCAAUAGUAAGUGGCCAUUUGUAAAGCAGUGUUUUAGCUUUUCUUGUGCUGGCUUGUAAUUUAGGGAAAAACAAAGUGCUGUUUUUGAAAUGAAAAAAUGGUGUCAUCCCACCCUCCUUUGCUUCUUCCCAUAUCAUAAGACUUCAUCUUAUAUCCAUGUCCCAAAAUAUUGCAUACUUAACCAGUAUAUAUAUA
This is a messenger RNA of Nannospalax galili (Upper Galilee mountains blind mole rat), 2619 nucleotides long. It is a transcript of the gene Acvr2a, whose product is annotated as activin A receptor type 2A. NCBI's taxonomy places the organism in Eukaryota, Metazoa, Chordata, Mammalia, Rodentia, Spalacidae. The record is from RefSeq and is a predicted model, not a curated record. Bases 138 to 1703 code for a protein of 521 amino acids. Gene Ontology annotation, biological process: activin receptor signaling pathway; cellular response to growth factor stimulus; protein phosphorylation. The transcript is spliced from 12 exons. Gene Ontology annotation, molecular function: activin binding; activin receptor activity; ATP binding. Gene Ontology annotation, cellular component: plasma membrane; activin receptor complex.